UAUAUUAAUUUCCCUCCUUAAUUUUACAUAUAUAAAAUAUGAUGGAAGCUAUCCCAGGUGACUUUAUCGCGUCCCAAUAUCAGCCAUACCAAAAUCCAAGCUCUAAUAAUACUUCUGCUGCUGCUACUACUACUACUUUAAUCCCAUGCCUAACGGACCAGUGGGGUGACUUGCCGUUACGAGUUAACGACUCCGACGACAUGAUCGUCUACAAUUCCCUCCACGACGCCGUCAGUUUCGGCUGGUCUCCGUCCGAUUUAACGCCCGAAAUCUCCGAAAUCAAACCCGAGCCGAUAUACUCCUUCGACCUGGCCAAUCCGACCACGGAAUUAGCCGUGCCGGGGGUGUAUACGGCGUCGUCUCACGCUCUGGAGAUUCAUAAUCUCCAAAACACCCUUUUCUCCUUCCAAAGCGAGAAUCGAGAGAGGGGCAAAAAUGGAGAUGUAACUAAUCGGAGAGGUGGGACCAGAGGGAGGCAUUACAGAGGGGUGAGGCAGAGGCCGUGGGGGAAGUUCGCUGCGGAGAUUAGGGAUCCGGCGAAGAACGGCGCCAGAGUGUGGCUCGGGACCUACGAGACGGCGGAGGAGGCGGCUCUGGCCUACGACCGAGCCGCCUUCGGGAUGCGCGGCUCCAAGGCGCUGCUGAAUUUCCCGCAUCGGAUCGGUUCCGGUGAGCCGCCGCCGGUGAGGAUCACGGCCAAGCGCCGGGAGUGCUCCGACCAUGCCUCUGGUGGGUCCUUCAAGAAGGUCAAGGGGAGCUUGGCGGGUAAUGGUGACGUGGAGUCGGAGCAGAGAUCGUUAGAUGUGUUUCAGGUGGGACCCGAUAGCAGUUUCCUACUACGUGGCGAUGAACUAUUGGUUAGUUAAAAAAGUGUAAUAGGAAAGAGAAGAUCGGAGUAUGUUUGGCUUUGUGGACAACACCGGCUGCGGUUUUAUACUUGAAGAUUUUUGUUAUGCGCAAGACUCAAUUUAACCAUAUAUAU
Molecule: messenger RNA, 982 nt
Organism: Morus notabilis
Lineage: Eukaryota; Viridiplantae; Streptophyta; Magnoliopsida; Rosales; Moraceae
Product: ethylene-responsive transcription factor 2
Exons: 1
Coding region: 39-866 (275 amino acids)
Biological process (GO): ethylene-activated signaling pathway; regulation of DNA-templated transcription
Molecular function (GO): DNA binding; DNA-binding transcription factor activity
Source: RefSeq, a predicted model, not a curated record